CUCCUCUGGAUUCUCAGUUUCUUUUUCUUUAAUAAAAAAAAAAAACUAUUUUUAGUGUGUCUUUACACUUUUUCCAUUUUUAGUCUCAUUAUUCAUCACGAGAGAAAAAAAAAUCAAUCUGUUCUUGCCUUCAGCUUCUCUGUUUCUACAUUUUUUAAAUUUACAAAAAAAGGAAAGACGAGUUUAUUUGACUGCGUAGAGAAGAAGAUUAGAGAAGAAAGCUUCAAGGAGAUAGAUAACUUUUGCAGAAAACGUGACAACAUUAUAAUAUAUCGAAAAAAGUUCUCGUGCUUGGUCCGAAUUUGACGAAAAAACAAAUCCAGACAAAUCUGGAAAUUCAGACAAAUCUGGAAAUUCAGACAAAAGAUGUUCGGGAUCCAAAACAGAAGAGACUUAACAAUGGAGCUCCAAUCACAAAUCCCAAUCCUCCGUCCCAGCAUCCACGCCCGUCGAGCCAACAUCAUCGUCAAGUUCCAAGACAUGUACGGUUUCACGGUGGAAGGAAACGUGGACGACGUUAACGUCUUGAACGAAGUUAGGGAGAGAGUGAGGAACCAAGGGAGAGUCUGGUGGGCUCUUGAAGCUAGCAAGGGAGCUAACUGGUAUCUCCAGCCUGAGAUUUUGUUGAUAGGAGGCGGGAUUGCGUUGAAGACGUCUUUGAAGAUCAAGACUUUGACUAAUGCGAUUACGUUGAAGAGGUUGGUGAGGAAAGGGAUUCCUCCUGUGUUGAGGCCUAAGGUUUGGUUCUCUCUUUCUGGUGCUGCUAAGAAGAAGAGUACUGUUCCUGAGAGUUAUUAUAGUGAUUUGACUAAGGCUGUUGAUGGGAUGGUCACGCCUGCGACGUUGCAGAUUGAUCAUGAUCUGCCAAGGACUUUCCCUGGCCAUCCAUGGUUGGACACUCCAGAAGGUCAUGCUGCUCUAAGACGUGUGCUUGUUGGUUAUUCCUUUCGUGAUUCUGAUGUUGGCUAUUGUCAGGGACUAAAUUAUGUUGCAGCCUUACUAUUACUUGUCAUGAAGACAGAAGAAGAUGCCUUCUGGAUGCUAGCUGUUCUUCUGGAAAAUGUAUUAGUCCGUGACUGCUACACAACAAACUUGUCUGGAUGCCAUGUUGAGCAGAGGGUAUUCAAAGAUCUGCUUGCUCAAAAAUGUCCUCGAAUAGCUUCUCAUCUUGACGAUAUGGGCUUUGAUGUUUCCCUUGUAGCCACUGAGUGGUUUCUAUGCCUCUUCUCCAAAAGCCUUCCUUCAGAGACAACUCUAAGAGUUUGGGAUGUACUUUUCUAUGAAGGAGCCAAGGUUCUUUUCCAUGCAGCUUUAGCAAUAUUCAAGAUGAAAGAAAACGAAUUGCUUAUGACUCACCAAGUCGGUGAUGUAAUCAACAUAAUACAGACUACCUCACACCAGCUCUUUGACCCGGAUGAGUUAUUAACGGUGGCCUUUGAGAAAAUUGGAUCCAUGACUACCAACACCAUAUCUAAGCAGAGGAAGAAGCAGGAACCGGCUGUGAUGGCAGAACUUGACCAGAGACUGAGGAGACUCAACUCUCUUAAAGAAACUGGUAAGAACACAUAAAACAAAAGUUGGUUUGGGAGAAAGAUGAGCCAUGAAGCUGUACAAGGAGGGAGUCCAAUGCCUUAUAUACUUUACCCCUCUUGAUGGUCUUUUUAUUCUUCUUCUUCUGCUAAAGUAAAUAAAAUAGGAUUUCUAAUUUUGAAAGCAAAACUGAAGACCAAUAAUAUCCAUUUUCUGAGAUGGUAAAUGUCAAGUUUCUUCUUUUCUUUUUUUGAUAUAAAUUAUAAUUUGUU
Molecule: messenger RNA, 1802 nt
Organism: Eruca vesicaria subsp. sativa (arugula)
Lineage: Eukaryota; Viridiplantae; Streptophyta; Magnoliopsida; Brassicales; Brassicaceae
Source: the annotation of a GenBank genome assembly